Molecule: messenger RNA, 4012 nt
Organism: Dendronephthya gigantea
Lineage: Eukaryota; Metazoa; Cnidaria; Anthozoa; Malacalcyonacea; Nephtheidae
Product: DNA replication licensing factor MCM6-like
Exons: 23
Coding region: 17-2437 (806 amino acids)
Biological process (GO): DNA replication initiation; mitotic DNA replication; double-strand break repair via break-induced replication
Cellular component (GO): nucleus; MCM complex
Molecular function (GO): single-stranded 3'-5' DNA helicase activity; ATP binding; single-stranded DNA binding
Source: RefSeq, a predicted model, not a curated record
UUCUGAAUUCUGAAAGAUGGACGUCGCUGAUAGAACUACUGGAGGUGCUCAUCUUCGUGAUCAGUUGGCCGAACGAUGCCAAAAACUGUUUCAGGAAUUUCUUGAAGAUUUCAAGGUUGAUGGUGAGAACAAGUAUUUGAAUGACAUUCAAGAGCUAAUCCAACCAGAAAGAAAUACUUUGGCUGUUAAUUUUAAUGAUAUUGAAAAUCACAACUCAAAACUAAGUACCAUCAUUCAAGAAGAAUAUUAUAGAGUUUUCCCCUACCUAUGCAAUGCUGUCAGAAAUUUCACCCAUGACAGAUUUUCCAGUGACACAGGAGGACAAAUACCCCCCGGGAAAGAUUUUUAUGUCAGUAUUACAGAUCUACCAGCUAGACACAAAAUUCGAGAGCUGACUUCACAAAAGAUUGGAACAUUACUCCGUAUCACAGGUCAAGUUGUGAGGACACACCCGGUGCAUCCAGAGCUUGUUAGCGGGACAUUUAUAUGUCUUGACUGUCAGACUGUCGUCAAAGAUGUUGAACAACAGUUCAAAUACACACAGCCAACAGUAUGCAGAAAUCCUGUUUGUCAAAACAGACUGCGAUUCAUGUUAGAUGUGAAUAAGUCAAAGUUUGUAGAUUUCCAGAAGGUCAGAAUACAGGAGACACAGGCAGAAUUGCCACGUGGUAGUAUACCAAGAAGCUUGGAAGUUGUUUUGAGAGCAGAAACAGUUGAGCAGGCGCAAGCUGGUGAUAAAUGUGAUUUCAUUGGCACUUUGGUAGUUGUCCCGGAUGUGUCAAAAUUGCAAAUGCCUGGUGCACGUGCUGAAACAUCACAACGACAAACUGGAGAAGGCUAUAACACGGAUGGAGUGAGGGGCCUCAAAGCGCUUGGAGUACGAGAUCUCUCGUACAGAUUAGCAUUUCUGGCGUGUAGUGUUGAAUCGACUAACCCAAGGUUUGGUGGUAAAGAUCUUGAUGGCGAUAUGACGGCAGAGAUGAUUAGGAAACAAAUGACAGACCAUGAAUGGGAGACGAUUUUUAAAAUGACGAAAGAUAAAAACCUCUAUCAAAACUUGAUAACCAGCAUAUUUCCUACUAUUCACGGUAACGAUGAAGUUAAACGCGGUAUAUUAUUAAUGUUAUUUGGUGGUGUGCCUAAAGUUACUCGUGAAAGAACGACUCUUCGUGGAGACAUUAAUGUGUGCGUGGUCGGUGAUCCCAGUACCGCGAAAAGUCAAUUUCUGAAGCAAGUUGAAGAGUUCAGUCCUCGUGCGGUGUAUACAUCAGGCAAAGCUUCGAGUGCUGCUGGUUUGACCGCAGCUGUUGUUAAAGAUGAAGAGUCGCACGAAUUUGUCAUUGAAGCCGGAGCUCUCAUGUUGGCUGAUAAUGGGGUCUGUUGCAUUGACGAAUUUGAUAAAAUGGAUAUUAGAGAUCAGGUUGCUAUUCAUGAAGCUAUGGAACAGCAGACUAUUUCCAUAACAAAAGCAGGGGUCAAGGCAACUCUCAAUGCUAGAACGUCAAUUUUAGCCGCUGCAAAUCCCAUUGGCGGGCGUUAUGAUAGAACAAAAUCUCUAAAGCACAAUUUGAAUUUAUCGGCCCCGAUCAUGUCUCGUUUUGAUCUGUUCUUUAUUCUUGUUGAUGACUGUAAUGAGGUAACGGAUUAUGCUAUAGCCAGACGUAUUGUUGAUUUACACAGUCAUCUGGAGGAAUCAGUUGAGAGAGUUUAUAGUGUGGAUGAUGUUCAGCGAUAUAUGCUGUUUGCAAGGCAAUUCAAGCCACAAAUAAGUAAAGAGGCUCAAGAGUUCUUUGUAGAACAAUAUAAAAACCUACGUCAGAGAGAUUCUUCAGGUGUAGCUAAGACGUCGUGGAGAAUCACUGUUCGUCAACUGGAAAGCAUGAUUAGACUAUCUGAAGCCAUGGCAAGGAUGUAUUGUCAAGAUACCGUUCAACCAAAGCACGUAAAAGAGGCGUUCAGACUGUUAAACAAGUCAAUAAUUCGAGUGGAAACACCAGAUAUACAAUUUGAAGAUGAAGAAGAUGAGCCGGAAGCAAUGGAUGAAGAUGAUAAUGAUGAGACUCCCGCUGAGAAUGGUAUGGUUAAUGGUCAUGGUGAAGACCAAGCAGCAAAAGCAAAAGUUCGUGUGUCGUUUGAAGUUUAUAAACACAUGGCAAAUCUUAUGGUUCUACAUAUCAGAAGUGAAGAGGACAAAAGAGAAGACGAUGAUGGUUUACGUCGAAGUGAUGUCGUCAAUUGGUAUUUAAAGCAAGUCGAAGAUGAAAUUGAAACUGAAGAAGAAUUAACACAAAAGAAACUUUUGGUUGAUAAAGUGCUCGAUAGGCUUAUUGGUCACGAUCAUGUUAUCUUAGCUUUGAGGCAACAAGAAACAGAAGACACUGAGUCGGAGGAAAACGAUCCGUUUCUGGUUGUCCAUCCAAACUAUGUGGUUGAGUGAACGAGAACGACUAGAUAGGUGCCAUAUAGUUCUUGCAUGAUAUUAAUGCACUUGCUCUAUACUUUUGUAUAUAUAUGUUAUUGUCAUUCGAGGGACAGUCUAACUUUCUAACAUAGUUAUCCAAGAUCUAGAAGUAAUUUCAUGGUUCAAUAAGUCUAGACCAAAUUUCGUCUGAACUAAAAGUUCCCACUGUUUUCUACGCGAAUUCAACUCGGCUGGGUUUGAGGGUGAAAAUGACCUACGAUUGCUUCGUGCCAUAUGCUUCGUGUAUAUGUUCCUUUGGCGUACUACGCUGAUAAAAGAUAAAUUAAAGCAAGAAGUGCAGUCAUUCACAAAUUGAAACUUAAUAGUAGCUAUUGGCUGUCUUGGCAACCCACGGGCAACCAUAUAUUUGCCUACAGCCUGACCACCGUGCAAGUAGACGUUUUACAUAGUCUAUUCUGAAACCUGCGACACAUUAGAGCCUCCUUAACUAUAUGACUGAGGGGGGGGGCAGCUCCCCCCCACUUUCACCAGUAUAGGAAAAUGAUGGAAUACUCUUCCAACCUAAUUUCGUGAAGUGUUCUCAACAGAAUGACAAAACUUUCUUAGAAAAACCGUUAUGAAAUUUUCCGAUUUCCUGUUGGAAAUUGUUUCUAGAUCGAUAAUUUUAUCGCGAUCUGAAUCUUCUGGUUCACUACAAGUGCCCAGAUCGAGGCUACUUUAACACAAAGACAAAGAAUCAUGCGACUUAGUGCAUUACAUACACCGUGAUCACAAUAGAAUUAUGAUUAGUUGGAGUGACUGAUAAAGUAGAUAAAGCUUAAAAAAACCGCGGUGAAAAAAUUCCGUGCAAGGCUGCAACAAACCCCGAUGAACGUUUCAAUCGCAGCUUUGUGUUGCUUUGUGUUAUGGAUUCGAGAUUUUAGUACUUUGGCUUUUAAGGUCUUUCCUAUAAGGGUUGCUGAAUAUUGUGGCGAAUAUUUUCCGUUUAAGGCCUGACUCCUCGCCUAAUCUUGAUCUCCAUAACAAAAGUGAAUGCCCGCUUCAGUUAUUUUUGCCCUCUGACUAAAUUUUAAUUUCAUAUUGUCACAUCAUUUAUGUAACCAUACCAACCCUCUUUUGGGCAAAGAGUUAUCGAGAUAUUGAAUACUAAAGACAAACAUUGUGUUAGCCACCUGUUUGAACUGCGUGUCUCCGGUAUGUCAUUUGAUCCAGCGAGAUUUCUGAAAGUAAUUUAAUCACGGUUUAUUAUUUAUUUUUCUCGCCAAUAUCUCGACAAGUUGCUAAAGAAGGAGCCUGUCACACCUGUUCAUUGUAAAGUUUACAAUAGACUCCUUGUUGUGCCUGCAGGUACCUGCUGCCGUUCCAUGCUACAUGAUCUCUUGCGAUCUUCAAGAGAUAGCCACAUUGAGGAAUGUUGUAAAACCUGUUACAUCCACUUAGCAGUUUGGAGUGUUAGAGCUGAGAGCGGGUAGGAGAGCUUCUGUAUAUCUACAACAAGAAUGCCGAAAUCUUUCCUAGUGAAGAAGACAAUAAAGUCAAAGGUCUAUUCUUCAGAUAGCGAAGAUGAAAAUGUCUACAUAAGCGAGAAAA